CCCCCCGGGUGUGCGGGGGCUGCACCGCACCCAGCCCCGCUCCCCUCAGCGUGGGGCGGCCCGGGGCUUCCCGCUUUUCUCCCACCGCCGCUGACCGGCUCCUGGCUCCCGCCUCGUUUUAUGGUCGUGGAGAGGGAGGAAAAAUCCCAAACCAGCUGCGUAAAUGAGUAUGGAAGAUUAUGAUUUCCUCUUCAAAAUUGUUUUAAUUGGCAACGCUGGUGUGGGGAAGACCUGCUUAGUCCGUCGCUUCACUCAGGGGCUUUUCCCACCAGGUCAAGGAGCCACGAUUGGGGUUGACUUUAUGAUUAAAACUGUGGAAAUAAACGGCGAAAAAGUAAAGCUGCAGAUCUGGGACACGGCGGGGCAGGAGCGCUUCCGAUCCAUCACGCAGAGCUACUAUCGCAGCGCCAACGCGCUGAUCCUGACCUACGACAUCACCUGCGAGGAGUCCUUCCGCUGCCUGCCCGAGUGGCUGCGGGAGAUCGAGCAGUACGCCAGCAGCAAGGUCAUCACCGUGCUCGUGGGGAAUAAGAUUGAUUUAGCUGAUAAGAGGGAAGUCUCCCAGCAAAGAGCUGCAGAGUUUUCCGAAGCACAGGACAUGUACUAUCUGGAAACCUCGGCAAAAGAAUCAGAUAAUGUGGAAAAACUCUUCCUGGACUUGGCCUGCAGGUUGAUCAGCGAGGCACGACAGAACACCCUGGUGAACAAUGUCUCAUCCCCCUUACCAGGAGAGGGGAAAAGUAUCAGCUACUUGACUUGCUGUAAUUUUAAUUAAAGAGCUGACAUGGAAUUUCCCCUUCUGCCGUCGGCCAAGAGGAUUUUUUUUGUGUUGGGAUUUAUCUACUUGAAGGGUAUUCCUGCCACUUUGACCCAUCUGACUUACCCUGAGUCAGGUUGCAGGCCUGGAAGCAUGGCAGGCUGGUGGCUCCAGCUGCAUGGCAACAUAGCAGAAUACGCCGUGGUUUAAUUUUCAUUUUCCUUGCAGUCUCUGGAGCAGGUCAGGAAAAGAAGAGCUGCAUCAGUGCUUCAUGCAAUGCAGACCAGGAGCUAUUGUGUUUCCUCCUGUGGGACACCACAGCAGCCCCACUUGAAGAAGAUACUGAAGAGAACAAUGUAUUUGGUCCUUUUCAAAAUAAUAAAAAAAGAAAAAGCCAACAAUGAAUGCUGACUCUGGACUACACUGGCAAUAUUCUGGGCUGCCAGAGAGUGAGUUCUUAGGACAUGUACAUAGUGUCUGCCCAUGCAUCUUCAUGGAGGACUCUGGUGUUUGAAGUGGUGUUAUUUCUCUCAUCUACAGGCACUUUCAUGAACGUGGAAUUAAAAAAAAAAAAAAAAAGUCACAUAUAUCAAUAUUUUCAAUAUUUAUGAAGACAUGGAUACAACUCAGUUGCUCCCUUUGGUGCUAGCAGUUCAGCAAAUAUUCUGUAGACCAAACAUAGUCUUACUACAUUACUGUCCUCUGAAUGUGUAACUUAGAAAGGUUAGGAAGAAAAACCACUAAUAAGCACUGUUCAUAAAAAAAAAUAAAAUAUCUCGUUACCUCUUUUUCUAAGCCUGAAAAUAGUGGGAAAGGACUGUGCUUCUUUGAUAUCCAACCUAGGUUGAAAAGACUUUCCAGAAAUAAAAAAAGAAAAAUAAUUAACCCUUCCUCCUCUAAUUAGUAAUGUCCUAAUGUGAAAAAAAAUUAUCCUUGGGAAAGGUUUUUGGAGUUGGAAAAAGUGCACCAGAUGUGACCAAAAUCUUGUGUGCGUGGAUUGUGUGUUAAGAGUUCAAAGAGAGCACAGUGUGAAGGGGCAGUCUGCAGUAUGUCCAGCUUAAAAAUAAAGCUUGUGGAUACAGUUCUUGUACAAAGGCAGGUGUACAAUUUUGUUGAGGGUUUUUUUAAUGCUAACUGGAAAUAGCAACAGGUUUCAAGUGGUAUCAUUCUGUGUCUGAUCCAUCCACUACUCGCCUGGUGGACCUGAUCUCCAAGAUGCUCUUGAAGGUAUCUUCUUGGUAUGCAGUCUCUCUGCUGGAGUAGCUUUCAGGUUCAGGGCAGAAGAGUUGUUUAAUUUCCUCAACGCGUUGUAUUCCUAAUCCCAGACUCUGGUGUUUGUGUAACUGUGUUUAGGCAAUUUCUUUCUACAAAAAUUGGAAGACAGUGAAUGCAUACGAGAAAAAUUACAUUCAGAAGUUUGAGUUUAGUUUAGCUAACCUGAAUAAAUUUCUCCUGGCAAUUACAUGGCUGUGAUAUGCUGUAAUUUAAAGUUAAUACAUUUAAUGUUAUUUGGCUUUUACUGGAGAUUAUAACAGAACUUUUGUAUUGACAUAAAAAGCUGCCAGUAAGUACUUCUUGAAGAGAAUAACUUUUUUUAAGAAAAACAACAACAACCAAAACAUUAUAAAAUGCAUUCUCACAUUUUCCUGGCAAGACUUCUUGGGGUUGUGUCAUGUUGUGUCUUUCAUCUGUAAUGGGAAGCUGACUCUAUAUGGCAGAGAGAGGAGAGGAUCGGUGUAUCAUAUAGCCAUUUAAAAUAUUUUCUUGCCAUUUUCCCCAUAUUUUAUGACUAGUGAUAAAAAGGAAGAUGUAGAAGUUGUGGUGCAAGGCUUGUAUGUCAUUUAGGUAACACUUAGCAAAGAGCUUCUGUAAGUGUGAGAUAUGGGGAGCCAUGUCACUUGCUGCACUGGCCUGGUCCUUUUCAGCCUCUGCUCAUGGUAUAAUCCAGAGGAUUUAGAAAUGUGAGGAACUUGGUGGCUUCUGCUGUGCUGGGCUGUGUGGUACAGCCUGUGCUGAAGAGCAGUGUCUGUCUUGAGCAUUCCCCAAACUGCCAAAUGCUGCCUCAUUUGAGCUUGUGGAGGCCACCCAACUCUGAGACAGCCAGUUCAGCACAGCUUUUGGGUAGUUGCUCAGAGCAAGGCUCAAGGUAACACUCAAGCUAAAGACCAGUACUGUGUAUAAUUUGUAACAGUGGUUACUCUCCGGGUGCUGGACUUGUCAGCAUACGAUUGAUAACAAGUAGGGCAGGGCUGCUUGAUCAAGUUAAUCAAGGAGGAAGGAAACUGCCCACUAAACACUUAUGGGUUCUUCAGCCCGAUUUCCAAGCAUGUCAUUCCUGGGCAGGUAAUUUUUAUUCCAGUGUGAGUACCACUAUACAUGUGUUUUAAAGUGCUCCUUGCGUAACUUCUGGAGGUUGAACUCUACUGCAUUAUCAAGAUGGUCAAGUAGUAGAAACUGCUAACUUUAUGUUCUUGGAGAUUCACUUUGAGGCUUCUAGAAGGCUAAGUAUCUUUUUCCAGUGCUUUCCUAACCUGUAGGUGACUAUUUUGGAGACUAGCUGCCUACUAGCAACCUUGAAGCCUUGGUUGGUUUUAUUGCUAACAAAUCUUCUCCUUGUAAGGAUUCCAUCUCCAGACAGUGACUUGCUUUUGUGACAGGGUGAAGUGCUGCAGGUGGGCUGACGUUACAGUGAAGUAUCUGACUUCUCCAGGGACAAAUCUAAACUGGUUCUUUUCAAGGUUUAUUCUGUGUAGACUUAAAAAGUUGGAAGGAAACAGUGGUGGUAUGUGCAGCAUUUUAUAAGGUCAUAAGCCAAAGCUGUAGUUUGAAACUUGUCUCUUUUUUUGCAGUUAAUACAUUACCUGUUGAUGAGUAGUACAGUAUUUUACUGUAGUAACUCCUUUGCAGGAGUUAUUUUUGUAUGCCUUUGAGUAUCUCUGUAGUUGAUAAAACUUGCCUGUCCUUGUAGCACUGAGGGUGUAUCUUCUCUUCUGCAGCUUGGUCCACUGCUGAAGGCUUCUUAGCUAGGAGAUGAGCUUUAUCAACUGCUAAUGGCAACUUAGUACUGUGGCAUAGUGAUCAGUGUCUUGAAAAAUAAAAGGAGAUAAUAAUAAUGCAAAUCCCAAUUAUCUGACAAUCAGCUUUCCAGCAAUGGCCAACACCUUGCUAGUUGAGUGGAUUUUCAAGAACUCAGUAAAAAAAAAAAAUAAAAAUAGCCUUGUGGUGCUUGCUAGGUCAAGUGUUCAAAAGCCAUUAAGAAUAAUUGAUAUAAUGGGGCCAAAUUUGACUGUUCUCUGCUAUUGAGAGAGCAAAGCGUUGCUUUUAGUGUGGUUGCUAGAUGGUUGAUGUGAAUAUACCACCCUGAAAAUAUAGUCUUCUGGUUUCUGGGUGAAUAUUAACUUUUAUAGUAGUUCCAUAAUGAGACCUUUUCUUGAAAUUUUGGAGCACAAUAAGUAGCUCCAAGCAGAAACCAAUAUUGUUUGGUCAACAGAUGUUUGUUUUAUCUAGCGAAUCUGCUUGCAGACGCUAGUAAAAGCAUCUCCUUAAAACUGGAUGGUCUUAACUCUGCUUUCCAGUCCAGCCACUGAAUCAGUUGGGGUGAUCUUGGGGAAACCACCAGAGGUUCUGUGCUUCAGGUCCCUGUAUGUGAAGUACUCGCUAGUGUUUUCUAUUGGGUAUCUACAGUGCAGGUUUGCUGGGACAAGUCCUGACUCCCUUCUGUUCCUAUGUUCCUCAUGAGAAACCAAGGAGUGCUAGGAAAAAAACAACCUUUCUGGUCAAAGAGUUAUGACUGAAAAAGUGAUAUUGUGAACUCUGUAAAGAAGGGGACACUGGGUCCCACUUCCUACCUCUAACACUGAAGUCCUGAUUGGAUCUACAGGUAAGUUACUUGAGUGUGCAGUCAGAUAAAUACUUGUGCUGAAUGCCAAAUGGUUUUAUGAUCAUUAUUUAAUGAAAACCACACAUGACAAAAUGUCAGGCAAGAUACUUUGUUCUUUGCUGUGGAACACAAGGAACAGCCCUUAAAACCUGUGAGCCUGCUGGUGCUGUUUGUCUUUUUUGAAAUAGCUCUGUUGUAACAGUUGGCUCCUGCUAGUCUAGGUUUAGCAGUUAAUGGCUAUUGAAUUCCUGCAGCAUCAGUAGCAACAGCAGCAGACUGAGGCUGACACAGGAGGCAGUGAUUUGAAAAGGGGGAAAGUCAAAAUUAGGGAUGCAGAAGCAUAAUGGGUGCAGGCACAUGGGACAACAGACUUUCCCUGAGCUUUUCCUGACAAGGGAUGCAAUUAGUUUUAGUCAAACCCCCUGGGUUUUGCCUUGUUUGUUAUCCCCAAGGACUCCUGUUUGUUCAGCUGCUUUUCUACUUCUCUUUUCAGUAUGAGGAACUGUAUAUGAAUCUGGCUGAGACAUGAGCUGGCAUGAUUUCUGUAGUCUGAGAUGGAUUUCAGUUGGAAAAUAGGUGAAAUUCUGCAGCUAUUAAAACAGGCUGAGCCAAGAUGCAGGCUGCACUGCCCUUUGGGGGCCUGUGGUGCCAUAAGGGUUGGAUGUGGCUGGAGACACUGUCACGGAAGCCUUUUCCUGGCUAUGGGGCAGACUGAGUGCUAUAACCCUUUGUGCAAGAGGAAAGAUGACUCUGUGGAGCAGAGAAUACAAAGUAAAGAGAUGGCUCUCCUCGGUCAGGAUUCAUCGUCUUUUAAAGAAAAUCUAGGACUUGGAUUUUGAUUGCUCUGGACUUUCAUAAGGGAUGCUUUGAAUUUUAGUCUCCUGAAAUUCUGCAUUCUUUUGCUUUUAUAUCAAAGCAUGCAACAUCCUUAUAUGGGUUGCUCCUACUGACAAAGACCAUUUUGAGUUAAUUCAGUUAGAAAAAGGUGUUUCUAGAGGACAUUGUGUGUGAAUUCCUAGUGAGGGAGUGUGGAAACUCUGGAACAUGGAUGUACGUAAGGGCUCACCAGAAAACCCCCUGCAGUCAAAGGAAAUACUCUAAUCAAUUCUAAUAGUGAAAACCCUGUGAAAGAUUUUCUACUGCAUGUUUCCUUGCUCUGUUUAUAAACUUGAUUUGCUUAUCUGAACAGAUUUGGCUUUUGACACCACCCUCUUUCCUUGCAUCAAGUCUGUCCUGUAACUGUGGGUAACAGUGAUUCUAGUUGUUCUUCACAAGCAGCAAAGGAUCUUCAUAUUGAAGGACAGUCAUGUCUUCUUUUGACCAUGAGUGGUGGGGAAACACUGGCUUGAUUUCCUACAAGCAAGCAGUGCAUCCUAAGCUAAACAGCCUUGGCUGGAACGGGUCAUGUCUUUGAAAUGUGAUCAUCCACUCAAGCUGUAGUUAGAUGUACGAUAAAGGUUACAGAUUUCACAUCUGCCCCAGUUCAGGGUUUAUCUUGGCUAGAAAAAUAGACAAGAGGGUGGUCACGCUGACCGUGAUGCAAGGCUCCUGAAGUAGCUGCUGUGUUACCUCACUAAUCACCACCUCACUAAACUGACCCAAAGUCUCCUUUGCUGUACUGUACUAAAUCCAGCUGAGACAGAUUGCUGGCUGUCAUCACCCACAGAUGCCAUCCCACCCUUUCCCCUCAUGUGAAUUAGCUGCAACUUAAACCAGAAGUAAAAACUGUGCCAUGUGAAUUCAGGGUGUUUUGUUUUUAUCAAGUGGGAGCUACGGAUCCGGGGGGGUGGGGCUCAUCUCUAAUGUUUGCCCCUCUAAAUACAGUCAGCUGGAGAAAGAUAAGCCAGGUAUAGCAGAAACUGAGAUGGCAAUGAGUGGAAUUUAGGCUGUAAAUGUUGUAAAUGAAAAAUCAGACUGGUUUUGAGAGUAUAGUCAGGAUUAACAGCUCGUGCUGGUGUGUCUGAAUAAACAGGAGCUGGAUGUACUGUACUCAGAGACUGUCUGUUUUCACAUUGAUAACUAGCUAUUAGCACUUCCUGGAUGUGAUCACAUUUGCUGAACCAGUUACCCUUUUCCAGCAAGCUCAGAAGAUAAUUUUAGCUCUGGUUAAUGCUAAAAUUAAACUCAAGAAGCAAAUGCCACCUUUGCAUUUGCACCUUUGCUUUUUCUGCUACUGCUUAUCUUGGGGUGACAUUCCCAAGGUCAUGUGCUGUGGUAGUGGCCCUGCAGAGCAUCUUCUGGAGUCUAGCCCUGGUCCACAGGCACCUGAUAUGGCCAAAACCUCUGCCAUUCAUGGUUUUAGCUGUGAAUGGUUCCCUGGGGAAGAGGGGAUGUUAAAAGUACAUCUCUGCUUCCACAGUGACUGUGGGCUCUGGUGUGUCAUGAAUGCACACCUCAGAGCUUUUCAAAGCCUGAUUGCUCUAGUACCCUUUACCCACGAAUCUGCUCCUUGCCAAUAUUGCUCAUGCCUCAAGCCCUGUGGAGGUCUCAGACUGGAAACAAUCGUGGUGCAUGAACCACUGGAUCUGGCUCCUGCUUUAGUGAGAAGAAAGGAUCUGUGGCUCUGCUUCUGUGCCACCUUGAGUUUCUUACUAUGGAAAUAAACCUAACAGUAGGCCCAUUCUGAGCCGGGGCAUCCUGUAAGGAAUGUUUCACUUCUAGGACCAAUACCAGAUGUUAAGAAUCAGUGGGAGGUUGGUGCAAGUGAAUAAAUUUCCCAUGAGCAGGUGGAUGCUCCUUUCCAUCCAGGGAGACUUUGGGUCCUGUGGAGGAGGGGAGUCAUUCUGAGCUGUCACUUGAGUGGUGGUGUGAGGAUCUCCAAGGGUCUGGGUUGCAUCAUUGGCACAAGCUUUAGUAACAUUAUGGCCACAGGGUCCCCCAGUGUCAAACCUGCACAGAGCAGGAGGCAGAGGAGAGGGAAAUGCUGCUUUGACAUGUUAGUGGAGUGAGAAUAAAACAUUUGCUCUGUGGUGGGGAGAGCUGCUGUUUUUUCAGGCACUGUCACUGCUCCACUCGUGCAGACUGGAAGAAAACUCCCACAUACAGGCAGCUCUGAAGGGGGAAAACUAAUUUCUUAAGCCAAUGUUUUGGGGGAGAAAAGGCCAUCUAAUGGGAGUAUAGAAGAAGCCCAGCUGGUUUGCUCAGCUGGUUUGAAGUGACAAGUAUCUUUCUGGAUAUUAGAGAAGUAUUUUAAAAUGUGCCAUGGUUUUUAGCAUAAUAAGAUACACUGCAGAUAUGUCACAUCCAUUUUAUUCCCCACAGCUGUUUACAAAAAGGAAAAAAAACCCCACAAGCAAACCCUGAGAUCAGAGCAGCUGCAGUCACUCAGCUGUCAAUAUGGGACAAGGCUCUUUCUGCUCCUCUUUUAUUUCCACUCCACUCUGUACUGCUGCACAUAUUUGGCGGUUCUGUGAAUUUGCAGAUCAUGAGGUUUUUUUUCCAACUGCCUUUGAUCUAUACAGAAAGAUUCACACAGCUCUCAUUUGAAUUCAUUAAUACUUUGAGUAGGCAUUUUCAUUUUAUGUUUACUGGCUUGUUUCCCUUUGUAAUGUAAUCUGACAGGUUUGUCGUGCUCUGCAUUACCUUUAGGUUUUUGAGUCUAAAAUGUUUCCUCUUUCCUGAAAGCUGUGAUCAUCUUUUGAGAUGUUAUGAAGGCAUCUUCAUUUCCUCUGAAGAAAACCUGAAUUACUCUCAGGUUCAAUGACUAGCAGAUCAGUAUUGAAGCACGUAAUUUUUUUUUUACAGCAUGAACAAAGUAUGUUUUAUACCAUCAACUGCAGUUUGAAUUGUACUUUUGAAACCUGCUUAAGCUCCAAAAGCAGCAUUUUGUUUGCAGCUUCCAUGCCAGGAAAGUCACAGCAUUAGAGGAAUUUCCUGGGUUGGAGUGUUUCUCACAAAGGUCUGCAGUCUUUUCCCCAACAAUUGUGAAUUUAGCACAAUGUACAGAAUUUUAGCAAGAACCCUGAUUCCACGUGGCCAGAAGAAUGAGGAGAGGAUGUGUUUCUUGUUGAUCAAGCACAACCAUUUCCGUGGAGAAAAUGCACUACAGCUGGUCAGACCAUUGAGCUUGAGUUGCUGGGGUAGUGCUGCCUUUGGGAAGGGUGUAGGUGUUAGCAAAUCACCAAACUGUGAAUCAUUGACUGUCAGAAGCAUUUGGCUUGUCUUUUUUAAGUUCUUGUGGUCAAAUGUGGUACAGUGGGGUUGAGAAAGGAAUGUAUUUUGGAUGACCAGGAUGAUGAAUGUAUGAUGCUUCAUGUUUAUUUGUAAUGUCCUUUUUAUACUUAGAAAUUGCUUACCUAUGUAUCUGUAUGUAAAUAAAUGUUUAAUCCUUUCCA
Molecule: messenger RNA, 8971 nt
Organism: Apus apus (common swift)
Lineage: Eukaryota; Metazoa; Chordata; Aves; Apodiformes; Apodidae
Gene: RAB30
Product: RAB30, member RAS oncogene family
Exons: 5
Coding region: 164-775 (203 amino acids)
Biological process (GO): Rab protein signal transduction
Cellular component (GO): trans-Golgi network
Molecular function (GO): GTPase activity; GTP binding
Source: RefSeq, a predicted model, not a curated record